Lycium ferocissimum is the source of this 1240-nucleotide messenger RNA. Its product is annotated as tobamovirus multiplication protein 2A. Gene Ontology annotation, cellular component: membrane. NCBI's taxonomy places the organism in Eukaryota, Viridiplantae, Streptophyta, Magnoliopsida, Solanales, Solanaceae. The record is from RefSeq and is a predicted model, not a curated record. The transcript is spliced from 7 exons. Bases 192 to 1049 code for a protein of 285 amino acids.
AGCCAGCUAACCUUCUUGGCCCUUUUUUCCUUUUUUCUUUUCCUCUAACCAAAUAUACCUAUCUUCGAACCUUUCAGUCUUUCUGAUCUCAAAUCUUCCAUUAUUCUGCCUUUUUUGGAAUUUGAUGAAAUAGCUGAGAAUUUUCAAAAGGAGCUGUUGUUUUAAAAGGGUUUGUGAAGGAACAGUAGAAAAUGGCGUGUAAAGGUUUUUGGGAGUGUUUGUUGAAGCUUUUGAACUUCUUGUUGACCCUUGUUGGUUUGGCAAUGGUGGGGUAUGGUAUUUAUUUAUUUGUUGAGUACAAAAAUCAUUCGUCCUCCGGGGAUGAUGAUUACCCAGUUGCGCCACCUACAAGGUCUGAAGUGUUAGAGUUCGGUCGUCCAAUGCUGAUGGCUGUUUCGUUGGCUGGAAACAUCUUUGAUAAACUUCCGAAACCUUGGUUCAUAUAUUUGUUUAUUGGUAUUGGAGCAGUUCUUGUAAUUGUAUCUUGUUGUGGUUGCAUUGGAGCGGCAACAAGGAACGGUUGCUGCCUGAGUUGUUACUCUGCGUUGAUUUUCUUGGUGAUCUUGAUAGAGCUAGCUGCUGCUGGGUUUAUAUUCUUUGAUAAAAGCUGGAGAGAGGAAAUUCCAACUGACAAAACGGGUAACUUUGAUGCAAUCUAUGAUUUUCUGGAUGACCACUGGAAGAUUAUCAAGUGGGUUGCCCUUGGUGCUGUUAUUUUGGAGGCUCUUAUAUUCUUAUUGGCCCUCGUAGUAAGGGCAGCAAACAGACCAGCAGACUAUGAUAGUGAUGAUGAGUACAUAGGUGGUCCCAGGCAACAAAUUCGACAGCCACUGAUCAACAAUAGGCCUACACCAGCUCCUGCAACCGGUGUCCCUGUUACUGGUACCGUUGAUAAUCGUCCAAGCAGAAAUGAUGCGUGGAGUAUGCGUAUGAGGGAAAAGUAUGGGCUUGAUACAUCGGAGUUCACUUACAACCCGUCGGAGUCAAACAGAUAUCCGCAAACUGCCGCACAGCCGCAAGAGGAAAGGAAGGGUUGUGCCAUAAUGUGAUGAUGGGUCUUUCUUGUAAUUUUGGGAGGACUGAUGAUUGUGCUCGUCUGUGUAAUUUAGUCUGGUGUGAAGUAUUUGUUGUCUUUUGUAAGCCUUUUCUCUUUGUGGAGUCUUCUUAUGUACAAAACACAGUUUUCAGGAUCUUCACUUGUUAACAGUACAUUUUGAAGGAUAAUUACUCUUCAUGUCCA